Umbelopsis ramanniana AG is the source of this 1041-nucleotide messenger RNA. RefSeq lists its product as uncharacterized. The record is from RefSeq and is a predicted model, not a curated record. NCBI's taxonomy places the organism in Eukaryota, Fungi, Mucoromycota, Umbelopsidomycetes, Umbelopsidales, Umbelopsidaceae. The coding region runs from base 6 to 926 and encodes 306 amino acids. The transcript is spliced from 6 exons. Gene Ontology annotation, cellular component: mitochondrion.
AUCCAAUGUCUCUUAAAGGUGUUACUAUUUUCAUCACUGGUGCUUCCAGAGGAAUUGGACUAGCAAUUGCCCGUCGAUGCGCUCAGGAUGGUGCGAACGUGGCCAUUGCCGCCAAGACUGCACAGCCAGACCCUAGAUUGCCUGGUACUAUCUACACAGCAGCCCAAGAAAUCGAAGAGCAAGGUGGCAAGGCUUUGCCUAUCAUCUGUGACAUUCGCUCCGAGGAGCAGGUCAUUGAUGCCAUCCAAAAGACCGUUGAAAAGUUUGGAGGAAUUGAUAUUCUAGUGAACAAUGCUUCAGCUAUCUCGUUGACCGAUACGCCGUCCACCACCGUCAAAAAGUAUGAUUUGAUGCACGCUGUGAAUGGAAGAGGCAGCUGGAUGGUAGCCAAGCACGCCAUUCCUCAUUUGUCAAAGUCCAAGCGCAAUCCUCACGUCCUCAUGAUUUCACCUCCCUUGUCAGCUAUUCGCGAAGACUGGUUCCGCGACCAUGUUGCCUAUUCUAUCAGCAAAUUCAACAUGAGCAUGGUUGCUUUGGGUUUGGCUGGCGAACUUCGCCCACAGGGUAUUGCCGUCAAUACUUUAUGGCCCGCUUCUGUGGUUGAAACCGCGGCUGUGAAAAACCUCUUGGGUGGCGACGCAGUGGCCAGUAUUGGCAGAAAGCCUGAAAUGAUGGCUGAAGCUGCUCGUCGUAUUUUCGCAAAGAAGUCUACUGCUUUUAGCGGCCACAACCUCAUUGAUGACUUGUUCUUGAGAAGCGAGGGCGUCACUGACAUGGAUCAAUAUUCUGUCAUGCCUGGCAAUACAGACUUGGGAGCCGAUUUCUUUGUCAACCCUGAACACUUUGAUGCCAUCGAACAGCAGAGACUGGCUGCCAAAGAACGCGGAGAGCAAGGCAAUGAGGGCAAGUUUACCUCCAAGCUCUAAAUAGUCAUUGCCAUUCCAAGCAUUAAAUGGGACGAGUGGAUGUGUUUAUAAAAAAAAAAUGACAAGUUUAAAAACUGGGGCAACCAAUAAUAAAUGUUGCCCUAUAUGCAAACAU